UUGAUUGAAAUAUAUAUAUAUAAUGUUAAGUUUAAGCAUACGUCGUUACUAAAACUGUCCUAAUUGGAGACUGUUUGACCUUUGAACUGGCAUCCAUCUAUCACGGCCACAAGCAGGCUGUCCUGGUAGACACCAGGGCAGUGCCAGGAAUUGUGGCGAGUUAAGGGUCUUCCAAUAUUGGUCCCUGGCUAUAGUGACGCAAGAGGGAGCUACAGUUCGAAUUAAUAUCCUAUUAGGCUACAGUUACACCUACAAGCAAUAUAUAAGAAGAGUAAUGGGAGUAGCGAAACAUCUUACAAAAACCCUUUCUGAUCCAGAGCUCAAGCCGUUGGCAUUCAUUGCAAAGCGCAGAUUUUCAGGACUAUCGAGAACAUGAACUCAUACAUUUCAUAUGAAACGUCCGAGUUCAUUGAAGAGUUAUCCAGGUUGACGUCUACAAAUCAGACAAAUUUCAUCAAAGACAUAUCCAAGCCUAGAAAACGUUCGAGAUCACCUGCUGUAUCGAGAAAUGCAGCUAGAGAAAGGACUAGAGUCAAAAGUUUAAGGAAUGCAUUUCUAAAUUUGCAAAGGACCUUACCGUACGUUCCACCCAAUACAAAAUUAUCGAAAUUGGAUGUUCUGAUACUUGCAACCACUUAUAUUUCUCAUCUGAUGAAACUUUUAAAUCAGGAUACUGUAAAUUCGGAAGCCGAAUGCCCACUUUUAUCAUCCUGUUCCAUCGAGCUGAAGAGCCCUGUUUGGGAAUCCAGUUAUCUUCAUCCCGUCAAGAAAUGGCCUAUGAGAUCUAGACUUUACGCGGGUGUUCAAGAGGAUUCGACAAAUUUAUGCUUGGGUCUUGGUCUGUAUCAAGAGCCAACUAAUAAUGUCAAUAAACGACAAUUAUCGUACUGAGAUGAUUGGUGAUAAAUCGUUGCUGGUCAGCGAAUGAUGAUGAUGAUGAUGAUGAUGUUGAUAUUUACAAAAAUACAGCAAUAAUUUCCAAUUAAUACUCUUAAAUAAUUGAUUUUUAAUGACU
This is a messenger RNA of Centruroides sculpturatus (bark scorpion), 1015 nucleotides long. RefSeq names its product transcription factor 24-like. Gene Ontology annotation, molecular function: RNA polymerase II transcription regulatory region sequence-specific DNA binding; protein dimerization activity; DNA-binding transcription factor activity, RNA polymerase II-specific. The transcript has 5 exons. The record is from RefSeq and is a predicted model, not a curated record. Bases 373 to 891 code for a protein of 172 amino acids. NCBI's taxonomy places the organism in Eukaryota, Metazoa, Arthropoda, Arachnida, Scorpiones, Buthidae. Gene Ontology annotation, biological process: regulation of transcription by RNA polymerase II; developmental process.